ACAACAAAUUUGGUUAUUAGGGGCGGACCUAUUACCGGCGGGAAAGGUCCGCCCCUAAUAAUAAGGUUAUUACCGGCGGAUGUGGGGGCCCGCCGGUAUUAUUCCAAUUUUUCAGAUUUUUGUUUUUUUUAAAUAAAUAAAAUAAUAAUUAGCGGCGGGCAUUUGGUAAUACCGGCGGACAGCCCGCCGCUAAUUUGAAGUUAUAUGAUAAGUGCGGGAAAAACUGGGGGGUUAAUUCAAAAUUUAUUAGCGGCGGACCAAUACCGGCGGGGUCCGCCGCUAUUAUUAUUUGCGGCGGACCAAUACCGGCGGGGGUCCGCCGCUAAUUAUACCAAUACCGGCGGGUUAAUUAAUACCGGCGGGCCCCGCCGGUAAUAAUUUGUCUAUAAAAAAAAACCCCAACCCAGAUACCCCAUUUUCCCACUUCUCACAAUUUCUAUCAGCCAUUUUGCCCCCUUCUCUCUCGGUUUGCAGCAAGGUUUCUGCUCCACCACCGGUUGUUCCACCACCGGUUGUUCCACCACCGCUGUUCCACCACCGGCUGUUCCACCACUGCUUCAGGUAAUUAUUUUUCCCUUUACAUUUUUACUUUCUACAUUUCUACAAAUUUAUUUUUUUUUUUCUGGUUGCAUAUUUUUUUUUGGGUUCCUCUCUCGGUUGCACUGUGGCAGUGGACCUCUUCGCACCAUCACCGUCGCAUCACCGUCACCGUCGGUUCUUAUUUUCAAAUAACUAUGGAUAAAUCUUGGACUUCUUGGAGAAAACGUGGUAAAGAAUAUUGGGAGUGUCUACAAGCAUUUUUGGCAAUGGCUUCAGCAUAUAAAAAUUCUGAUGGAAAAAUUAGGUGUCCGUGUGUUAGAUGCUUAAAUACUCGAUUUGAGCCUUUAAAUAUUGUAGAAGCCCAUAUAUUUGAUUGGGGUUUUGAUAAUGGUUAUCAAAAGUGGAUUUAUCACGGGGAGCCAGAAGUAGAAGUGCCACGAAAUGAAGUUUCACGAAAUGAAGUUCUUGAGUCAAUUUUAGAUGAUGAAGAUGACGAGAUGAUUCCCAUCAUUGAAGAUUUUAUUCGACCAACAACUGAAGAAGCUCAAACCAACCCCGACUCUUUUCAGUAUUAUGAUGACUUAUUUGAAGAGAUUGAAGCUGAAUUGUACCCUGGAUGCCAUUGGAUUUCUUCACUUAACUUUCUGGCAAAGUUAUUGCAUCUGAAAGUUCGUGGAAAAAUACCUAUUAGCGUAUUUGAUGAAUUAUUGAAAUUGUUGAACCUUGCUUUUCCAAAAGGAAAUAAAGUUCCAUCAACAUACUACGAGGCUAAAAAGAGACUGAAAAAACUAGGGUUGGGGUAUGAGUCAAUUCAUGUGUGUGAGCAUGAUUGCUGCUUAUUCUAUAAAGAGCAUGCAACCAAAGAUGCUUGUCCAAUUUGUGGAAGUAGUCGAUGGAUUACUUCAACAAAAACUAAUGGAAAAAAAGUGCCCCGUAAAGUGUUGCGCUAUUUUCCCUUGACACCAAGGUUGAAAAGAUUAUAUGGUUCAAGACAUACAGCAAAAUAUAUGGUAUGGCAUCAUACUGGAAAAUCUAAGGAUGAAGGACUGAUGCGUCAUCCGGUUGAUGGAUUAGCUUGGAAGGACUUUGAUGCUAAACAUCCUAAUUUUGCCAGUGAACCUAGAAAUGUUCGCUUAGGUUUAGCUGCUGAUGGGUUUAAUCCAUUUGGCAACAUGAGCCUAGCUUACAGUAUGUGGCCUGUUGUGUUAGCGAACUAUAAUCUUCCACCUUGGAUGUGCAUGAAAGACAAUAAUUUCAUGUUGGCUCUACUUAUUCCUGGACCAAAAUCUCCAGGUAAAGACAUGGAUGUAUUUUUGAGACCGUUGGUGGAUGAGCUGAAAGAGUUGUGGGUUGAUGGAGUUGAUACGAGAGAUUGUACGACAAACACUAUGUUCAAAUUGCGUGCAGCCCUUUUAUGGACUGUUAAUGAUUUUCCUGCUCGAAGUAGUUUGUCUGGUUGGAGUGGUCAAGGAUACAAAGCUUGUCCAACAUGUAACGAAGACACUACUUCAAUACGAGUAAUUGGCAAGACAUCUUAUGUAGGUCACAGAAGAUUCUUGCCCAGUAAUCAUCGAUUUAGAAGGGACACCAACUUUGAUGGAGAAAUUGAAAGAAGACAUCCACCGAGACGUUUUACUUGUGAGGAAAUUCUGGAACAAGUAAACAAACUUGUGCCACAAAUUCCAGGCAAACAUGAGCAAUUUGGAGGUGUGAAACGCAGACGUAUUGCAGAAGAUCAAAAUUGGAGGAAAAAAAGUAUCUUCUAUGAGCUUGAGUAUUGGUGUACAAAUACUUUGAAACACAAUAUUGAUGUGAUGCACGUUGAGAAGAAUGUGUGUGACAGUCUGUUGGGCACAAUCUUGGACAACGAUAAAUCGAAAGACACAACUAACGCGAGACAUGAUUUGAAGAAAUUAGGAAUAAGGGAAUGGUUGUGGAUUUAUGAAGAUGAUAAUGGCAAGUUAAUGAAGCCACACGCCCCGUAUGUCCUCAAAGCUGACGAAAAAUUGAAAUUCUGUCAAUUUAUCAAGGACGUGAAGUUUCCUGAUGGAUUUUGCUCAAAUUUGAAGAAGAAAGUGAGCAAUGAUUUAUCAAAUGUUCUUGGAUUGAAGUCUCACGAUUGUCAUGUAAUUAUACAAAGAUUAUUGGCAAUUGGUGUUCGUAAGUUUCUCCCUAAAAAUAUAUCGACAACUAUUGCUGAAUUAUGCAACUUUUUUAGGCAAGUAUGUUCUAGAACCAUAAACUUUAAAGAUAUGGAGGAAGCACAAAAAGACCUAAUUUUGAUAUUGUGUAAGUUGGAGUUGAUUUUCCCUCCAGCUUUUUUUGAUAUCAUGAUUCAUUUGGUCUUACAUUUGCCUGAAGAAGCAAUUUUGGGUGGACCUGUGUUUAUGAGAUGGAUGUACCCUUUUGAGAGGUACAUGAAAAAAUUGAAGAAUUAUGUUGGAAAUAAAGCUCGUCCCGAAGGGUCAAUAGCUGAAAGCUAUGUUGCAGAUGAGGCAUUGACGUUUUGCUCUAUGUAUUUUAAGGGGGUAGAAACCAAAUUUAAUCGACUUGAUCGCAAUGAAGAUGAAGUGAUUCCUAGAAUUCUUACCGUCUUCCAAUCACAAUGUCAUCCCUUAACAAGAGCAAAUAUAAUGCCUCUAGAUAGAAAGACUCGUGAAAAUGCUGAGUGGUUCAUCUUUGACAAUUCACCUGAAAUAAGACCAUAUUUAGAGUAAGUUUUUCCUUUAUUAAUCUAUAUUUAGUCUUAUUCUACAUAGUCUUAUUUAACAUUUAACGUAAUGAUGUUAUAUAACUUACAGUGAACACUUAGAAGAGAUAAAACUUCAGUACCCAGAUGGAGAUCAUAACAUCUUACACAAAAAAUUUUUCCAACGAUGGUUUCAUAAGAAGGUGAUAUGAGCCUAUGAAUUAUGAUUUUACCAUUAUCAUGAUUAAUUAUGAGUCAUUCUAAUAUAAUCUUGUUCAUUUAGAUAUAUGAUUUACACAAGCUUGGAUCAUUAGAGAAUGGUGAAGAGUUGCUAGCUUUAGCAUGUGGUUCAGAUCACUUAGUAACAUAUUAUGAAGGUGUUGUAGUGAAUGGCGUUCGUUACAUGGUAGCUGAACGUGAUAAGAAGCGUACUACUCAAAAUAGCGGUGUCUCUGUGGCGGGAACAGAAGGAUUCAAUUAUUAUGGAACCCUAGAAGAUGUGAUGAUGUUCACUUUUUGUGGUGUG
Molecule: messenger RNA, 3755 nt
Organism: Cannabis sativa
Lineage: Eukaryota; Viridiplantae; Streptophyta; Magnoliopsida; Rosales; Cannabaceae
Exons: 2
Coding region: 735-3257 (840 amino acids)
Source: RefSeq, a predicted model, not a curated record